ACUAACGUACCCAUUAACAACACUAAGCAGCUGACUUUUGAUUUUUAUUUAAAAUGAUAAGAAGUGGCACCUCUGUCAUCCGAAAUGUCAAAAUCUACGAAAAUCACAAAAGGGAACAGGAAGAAAAUAAAGCAAUUUACACAGAUUCUUCUUAAAAUGAUGGCCUCGACUAGCCAAGCAGCCAACAAGCGGAGCCGAGCUUCAAUGGAGCAGUUAAGUGGCAUGCUGGACUUCUUCUGGGAAAACCCGGGACUAGCCGGUGGGAAGUUUCAUCGGCUUCACGGGAAGAUGGAGCACGAGAAGAAGUGGGAGGAGAUGGCUUCCAAGCUAAAUUCCAUCGGAGGCGCUCAAAAGUCUGCCGAACAGUGGCGUACAGUAUGGCGCGAUUUGAAGAGCCAGUGUUCGAGUGCGCGACAGGAAAAGGCAGCAGGCGUUAACCGGCAACAAGCCCGUUAAGCAAGCUCCUUUAACAGAGCUGGAAGAGCGGAUCGUGGCCAUAAUCGGGAGCAACUAUAUUGAGGGCCACGAGUCUGUGGCAGAAAAUGUACCAAUGAACUUGGUGCUCCAAUUGGCCAUGGAAGACGGUGAGGAGAUUGUUUUCCUGGAUGAACUGGUGGAGUGCGAA
Rhagoletis zephyria (snowberry fruit fly) is the source of this 625-nucleotide messenger RNA. RefSeq lists its product as uncharacterized. Lineage: Eukaryota; Metazoa; Arthropoda; Insecta; Diptera; Tephritidae. The record is from RefSeq and is a predicted model, not a curated record.